CCCCGCUUCCCCUUCCCCCUCCCCGCACACCGCCUGCCGCGGCUUCCCCCUAUCGCGAUAGUCGCCGGCGGCGCGGGGGGGGGGGCCGCCAUGUCGAGCAGCGGUCGCAGCCCUUUGCCGACCGUCAACGAGAGGGACGCGGAACAGCCGGGCGCCGCGGAGGGCAAGGGCGGCGGCAAGGCCAGCAUGCUGCGGGGCCGCAACGCCGGCACGGCCGCCGAGGAGCAGCCGCACAUCGGCAACUACCGGCUCCUCAAAACCAUCGGCAAGGGCAACUUCGCCAAGGUCAAGCUGGCGCGGCACGUCCUGACCGGCAAGGAGGUGGCCGUGAAGAUCAUUGACAAGACGCAGCUCAACUCCUCCAGCCUGCAGAAGCUCUUCAGGGAAGUGCGAAUAAUGAAAGUCCUGAACCACCCCAACAUAGUGAAGCUCUUCGAGGUGAUCGAGACGGAGAAGACGCUUUACCUGGUGAUGGAGUACGCCAGCGGGGGUGAGGUGUUCGAUUACCUGGUGGCCCACGGGCGCAUGAAGGAGAAGGAGGCGCGGGCGAAGUUCCGACAGAUAGUGUCGGCCGUGCAGUACUGCCACCAGAAGUUCAUCGUGCACAGGGACCUGAAGGCCGAGAACCUGCUGCUGGACGCCGACAUGAACAUCAAAAUCGCCGAUUUCGGGUUCAGCAACGAGUUCACCUUCGGGAACAAGCUGGACACGUUCUGCGGCUCCCCGCCCUACGCCGCCCCCGAGCUCUUCCAGGGCAAGAAGUACGACGGGCCCGAGGUGGACGUCUGGAGCCUGGGGGUCAUCCUCUACACGCUGGUCAGCGGCUCGCUGCCCUUCGACGGGCAGAACCUCAAGGAGCUGCGGGAGCGGGUGCUGCGGGGGAAGUACCGGAUCCCCUUUUACAUGUCCACGGACUGUGAGAACCUGCUCAAGAAAUUCCUCAUCCUCAACCCCACCAAGAGGGGCACCCUGGAGCAAAUCAUGAAGGAUCGCUGGAUGAACGUGGGCCACGAGGACGACGAGCUGAAACCCUACAUGGAGCCCGUGCCCGACUACAAGGACCCCCGCAGGACAGAGCUGAUGGUGUCCAUGGGAUACACGCGGGAGGAGAUCCAGGAGUCGCUGGUGGGGCAGAAGUACAACGAGGUGAUGGCCACGUACCUGCUGCUGGACCACAGGGGCUCCGAGCUGGAGGAGAACCUGUCCCUGAAGCCGCGGGUGGCCCCGGAGGUGGCCAACAGCUCGGGGCCCUCCCCUGCCCACAAGGUGCAGCGCAGCGUCUCGGCCAACCCCAAACGGCGUGUGAGCGACCAGGCCGGGCUCUCCAUCCCCACCUCGGCCUCGUACUCCAAGAAGACGCAGGCGGCCAACGCGGAGAACAAGCGAGGAGGAGGAGGAGGAGGAGGAGCAGGGGAGGAGGAGGGCGGGGGGCGCCGGGCCGGCAGCACUGCCAAGGUGCCCCCCAGCCCCCUGCCCGGCCUGGAGCGCUCCAAGGGCACCCCCUCCCCCUCCACGAACAGCGUCCUGUCCACGGGCACCACGCGCAGCCGCAACUCGCCGCUGCUGGACCGCGCCAGCCUGGGCCAGAGCUCCCUGCAGAACGGCAAGGACGGCAGCGCCCCCCCCCGGGUGCCGGCGGCGUCGCCC
Messenger RNA from Hirundo rustica (Barn swallow), 1647 nucleotides. It is a transcript of the gene MARK2, whose product is annotated as microtubule affinity regulating kinase 2. NCBI's taxonomy places the organism in Eukaryota, Metazoa, Chordata, Aves, Passeriformes, Hirundinidae. Gene Ontology annotation, biological process: intracellular signal transduction; microtubule cytoskeleton organization; protein phosphorylation. The transcript has 15 exons. The annotation marks the transcript as partial. Gene Ontology annotation, cellular component: cytoplasm. The record is from RefSeq and is a predicted model, not a curated record. Gene Ontology annotation, molecular function: protein serine/threonine kinase activity; ATP binding; tau-protein kinase activity.